Sphaeroforma arctica JP610 is the source of this 516-nucleotide messenger RNA. RefSeq lists its product as hypothetical. The transcript is spliced from 2 exons. The record is from RefSeq and is a predicted model, not a curated record. The coding region runs from base 1 to 516 and encodes 171 amino acids. Lineage: Eukaryota; Ichthyosporea; Ichthyophonida.
AUGCAGAAGCAUACGUAUGCCCUAGCAUGGAACAAGCAGAAGCACUUUACGCUUAUGCCGCAGGAAGAAGUGGUAGAGUUCUUAGUAACUCAAAUGGAGGUGCCAGAAAAAAGCCCGCUGGUCAAACCCAGUCAGUGGUGCCGCAGGAAGCAUAGUAAGUGGCAGCGUGUCGUAAAUGAGAAGCGACGCCCGUUGCGGCGGCUAAGAGAUGAUAGGCUGCGUAGAGCUACUAUAGUGGCAGCGACGGCGCACUUCCAGAAGGUGUUGACUAGGGUUGAGGCACGACAGCAUGACUAUACGAGGGGGCUCAUGGGAGAGUGUAAGCUGCCACCAAUACCUGACGAACUGGCUCCGGUAGAUUUGCCAGUAGGGCAAGAAGCAGAAUGUGGAGAAACGCCGCCAGCGAAAGAUUGCAAUGAUUUUAACCAGAAGCCCUUACGACGGUUAGCGGCGAAGCUGGGUAUACCACGGCAGGAGGUUGAAGCAUUAAUCGCAGAUAUUGAGUCUGUUGCGUAA